CAGGCUUAUUGUGCCUUGCAGUGGGCUCGCCCCAUCAGCCAUGGCUUGGGUGGCUGCAGUGGCCAUGGCCUGUUGCUCUCGGGCGGCCCGCCUUUGCCUGUCCAGAUGCAUCUCUAGUAUCAGGCACACGCCUUGCAGUGGGCUCACCCCAUCAGCCAAGCCUCGCAUGACUGCACUGCCCAUGCUGCUGCCAGGGCUGCUGGUGGCCCUCGUUCUUGGCGGCGCUGCCAUUGCACUCAUCCCUAUCAUCAGCAAGACGCCACUUGGGAUGGAUGCCUGGCGUGCCACCACCACCGCAGCCGAUACUCCUAUCUUCGUGCUUGUCUCUGGCAUCGCCACUCCCAUGGUACUCCUGUGGUGGAUGGGCAUGACCCUCACGCAAGGCAGAGCAUGGGCGCAUCAGCAGGGCUUGGCUCUGAUGGCUGGGCUGACGGUUGGGCUGUUGAAACUGAUGAAGCUGAAGAGUGCAAACAAGUGGCCUGUGCCACGAGGAAUCUUCCCUCUACUGCGCAGCACCGUAAAUCGUGCCAGUGCCUGGAUCCAGAGAGCGGGUGAGGUUAUUGGGACGGUCACUGUGGGUAUGGCUGGGAGACACAAGAUGAGUGAGGCGAAGGAGUUGAGCAUGAGGGCGAUUGGCGUGCAGCUAGAAGAGACAAGGAGGGAGCUGGCUGUCGCUAGGGAGGAAUUGGAGGAGGCUGAGAGUCGGACAGAAGAGGGGUUGAGAGAGUUGCGUGAGUUCAGGGAGGAGCUGGCAGAACUGAAGAGGGCGCUCAGGGAGCAGAAGGAGCUGGUGGUAACUCAGUUGGAGGAGGCUGAAGAAAGAAAGGCAGCGGAAUUGAGAGAGCUGAGAGAACAGGUGGAGGAGAGGAAGAGGGGUUUGGAAGAGGCUGAGAGGAGACGAAUGGCGGAGACGAGUGAGAUGAGAGGGCAGGUGGAAGGGAGGGAGAGGGAGCUGGCUGCAGUGAAAGGGGAGAUGACAAAUCAAGUCAGCGUCACGGGGGACUGA
Closterium sp. Naga37s-1 is the source of this 1006-nucleotide messenger RNA. Lineage: Eukaryota; Viridiplantae; Streptophyta; Zygnematophyceae; Desmidiales; Closteriaceae. The record is from the annotation of a GenBank genome assembly.